Molecule: messenger RNA, 2306 nt
Organism: Drosophila gunungcola (fruit fly)
Lineage: Eukaryota; Metazoa; Arthropoda; Insecta; Diptera; Drosophilidae
Gene: natalisin
Exons: 3
Coding region: 300-1919 (539 amino acids)
Source: RefSeq, a predicted model, not a curated record
UGAGUGCUCUCAUAUGUGAGCAAGGGUCUUUGGACCGCGACCAGCAGGCGUAUUCCCAAAACUCCGCGGGCCGCUCCUUGCUGGCCGCAUCUUGUGCUAUAAAAAGCUGAACCGCUGGCCAGCAACUUUCAGUUUCAGUCUCUCGUUUUUCUAAGAGCCCAAACGCUGCGGAUGCCGCUGGCUGGCUGGCUGACUGGCUUCUUCAAAGUGGCCGACGAGGCAGGAGCGAAAUAAAAAUUGGAACAGCUCCGCGAGUGGAGUUUCUGAGUGCGAGGAGCCAUAGAGGAACCGCAGACAGCAUGAGGCUCACGUUGGCCUGGCUCAGCGUCUGCCUGGCGAUUUAUUGCGGCGGUGGCCAUGGCCAUGGCAAUGUGGUCCUAUCUUUGCCACCAUCGCUUAUCGCCUCGGCCACGAAGGCGGCCUUGAGCCACCAACAACGGCAGCAGCAGCAUCAGCAGCAUCAGCAGAAAAAGGAUGCACGCGUCCUGUUUGACAGCCCAAGCGAUGCACUGCGCGAUAUGCUGCACACCGACCCCAUGAAUUCAGCGAAAUUCAGCCUGCCCGACGUGAAUGUGGAUGUGGAGCAGCAGCCGCAGACGUCUGACGAUUUUAAUCGAAACGCAGAUGAUUUAGGGGCCAGGCAAUCAGCGCCGCAGGAAAUGGCCAUGCGAAUGAGACUGGGACUGGGACUGGGACCGGGACCGGGACCGGGACUGGGGCCCAACUAUCGGACCACGCCCCCUCACCGGUAUUGGGGCAAUCGUUGCCAGGGCCGAACUGGUGCAUCGGCAAAGUGUCCGCAGGAAUACUAUCGCACCAUGCUGGCGGCCAGGAACAAAGAGGCUCUGGCUCGCCUCCACUUGCAGCUCAGUUCGAUGCAGGAUUCUGACUCUGAAGUUGGCUCCUCCAAUUCCGAGGAGGAGGUGGACGACGAGGAUCAGAGCAACAAUGAGGUCUUUAUGCUACUGACCGGCGAACAGGAUCUGAUCAAGUUCCUGCACUGGGCCAUGCAGCUUCUGUAUCCCAUUCAGAGUCCUUCGGGCAAUCUGAGUGAUGGCGCCGCCGAUAACUACUACCCCGGAAUGUUUCUCUGGAAGAAGCUGAACCUGUCCGGUCAUUUGGAACCACCACUAAUCGUGGAUGAACCUCAAUACGUGUUAGUAAGAAGGGAGAAACUCUUCGAUGGCUACCAUUUGGGAGAAGAGAUUAGCAAGGAGAGCGACCCAUUUAUACCGCCUCGAGGCCGCAAGCACAACUCGCCGGAUCUGGAUGCCCUGAUGAACCGGUACGAGCCCUUCGUGCCAAAUCGCGGCAAGCGGGACAAGGUCAAGGAUCUGUUCAAGUAUGACGACCUGUUCUAUCCGCACCGCGGCAAGAAGCACCGCAACCUCUUCCAAGUGGACGAUCCCUUCUUCGCCACCCGGGGCAAGAAGCUGCAGCUCCGGGAUCUUUACAAAGCCGACGAUCCAUUCGUUCCGAAUCGCGGCAAGCGGCAACUGACAGGGAAAACCGCGGAGCGGGUGGCGGGAAAUGGAAAAUGGCCAGAGCCUGACAGCGACAACAACUGGCCGCAAAGAAUGUCAACGCAUAAAAUUAAUGGUUACGAUCAAUCAGUCAGGCCAUCACUGUCAAUGGAGGAUGCUGCUUCUUGGCGACUGCCCGCUAAUAGAUUGCACUCGACAAGAUCAAUGUCAGCCGAUCAGCAGCAGCAGCAAUUGCUGUUGCCCCAUGUCCGCCUCAUUGGCAAUCCGAACAUGCGCCAAGUGCAGGUGAAAACAUCAUCUUGGCCGGCAGAAGAACGCCUCCGGAGAUCCAUCCUGCCCCGGGGCGCCCAAAACGAUGCCCACGAGACACAAUUAACGCAAUCGCACGCGGCUAAUCCCCAUUUGGACACCGAUUCCGACAAUUUGAACAUUUAAAUGCGGCGAGCGAUAUUCGGCUUCGGUUUUGGUUUCGGUUUUUUCGGAUUUUCAGUUUUCGGCUUGGGGCACCAUUUUCCUCGACUCAUGUAGACAGAACUAUAUGGCACACAAUAAAGUACAGCAUGCAAUUGAUUUUGAGAGAAAUCGAAUCGAAACGUAGCGAAUUGAAGGUUACGCUGGUCAGUUGCCCUUGGGGACGCCUUUCAAGAACUGCACUGGCAUAAAAUCUAUACGAAAAUGCUUGAUAUUGGGCUUCUUGAAUGGAGAACUUGAGUUGUUGAUAACAUUUUUAUUAUUAGGCUUUCGGUUUACGAAUUAGGUGCUAUUAACAUUGCAAUCACAAUUGCGAUUAUUUAUCUUAUCUUUAAGUUUUUUAUUAAAACA